Helicoverpa armigera (cotton bollworm) is the source of this 594-nucleotide messenger RNA. RefSeq lists its product as uncharacterized. Lineage: Eukaryota; Metazoa; Arthropoda; Insecta; Lepidoptera; Noctuidae. Bases 167 to 568 code for a protein of 133 amino acids. The transcript has 3 exons. The record is from RefSeq and is a predicted model, not a curated record.
UCUCGCCACAGAGUGUCUUUGGUUAGCACGUGUGCCUAGAAUUUUCAGCCGUUUUAAGUGUUUUGGUGAACUUUUGUGACUUAGUUUUGUGUUUGUGUGUUGUCCUUGUGUUUGUCUCCAGUGGUGUACUGUUAUUUCGGUAACUUACUAGUUGUUUAUAAGCAUAAUGGAUCAAAAUAAACCUCCCGAUCCCGAUCCUCCAGACAUCUCUGCAUAUGCUCCUCUUUCCCCCAACUAUCCGCUAUCCCAACUCGCUGAUGUUGCUUGCAGCAUCGCGGACUCCCAGACCCCAUCAACCUCGUAUACCAGGAAACGCUCCGGAGAUGAUGCUAACAUUAGCGUGUCAACCCCGCCAUCCAAACAACAAAGGAACCUAGUUGGCCGCAGCAGGCUACUAAGUGAACUGCGUCCAUCUCUCCAAAGACGACGGCCUUACGGACUUUCUGUGGAGUCCCAAAUACUGACGGCACUCCGAUUUUACGCAUGUGGGUGCUACCAACAACCUGUUGGCUUGCAGUGGGGUUGUAGCAUGAGCCAAAAUCUGUUAGCCGAGUCAUCCGGGCUGUAACUUCGGCAAUAAAUGAAAACUUUUAA